CGGCGUGUGUCACGUUGCGUGGGACAGUCAGGAACACAUUCACAACAAUGUGGCAGAAUCUUUGGAAUUGGAACUAACAGUCCUGAGGAUACUCCAGAGCUGUGAUAAUGAAUGGAAAACUCAUCCCUCAUACUCCACUGGCUGUGGACUUCUGGCAGGUUAGGAAGUGUCCGCAUGUCCGCCUGUUCUUCCUGUCCCAUAUGCACAGUGACCAUACUGUGAGCCUGACCUCGACCUGGGCCAACAGACCAAUCUACUGUUCACCGGUUACUGCCACGCUGCUCAAACUCAAACUACAGGUCGGAGAGAGAUGGAUCCAUCCUCUGGAGGUAGGGGAACCCAACACGUUGCCUCUGGAUGAUAUAGGCAAGGAGAGGUUGACCGUCACUCUCAUGGAUGCUAACCACUGUCCAGGGGCCGUCAUGUUCCUGUUCCAAGGAUACUUUGGCACCAUACUCUACACUGGAGAUUUUCGCUACACUCCUUCCAUGCUGCGUGAGCCGUGUCUAAGGACCAACACCACUAUAGAUGUCCUGUACCUGGACAACACUAACUGUGAUCCCACACGCACCCUGCCCUCCAGACAACGAGCCACUCAGCAGAUCAAAGAGAUCAUCCGUAGCCAGCCCAAGCACAAUGUUGUCAUUGGCCUCUACACUCUGGGUAAGGAGUCUCUAUUGGUACAGCUGGCCAUGGAGUUUAAGACCUGGAUUGAAGUGUCCAUCGAGAGGCUAAAGACCCUCAGAGCCCUGGAGCUACCAGAUGUCUUCACCACUGAGCCAGGGGCGGGUCGGAUCAGGGCCGUGGACCAGUCAGAGAUCCGCUCCACCAAUCUCCUCCGUUGGAACAGGGAACACCCCACCCUGGCCAUCCUACCCACCAGCAGACCCCUGGUCUCCUUCCAUCCUAACAUCCACGUGGUGCCUUACUCUGACCACUCCUCUUACCAGGAACUGGAGGACUUUGUCUCGGCCCUGCAGCCCACCUCCCUGGUCCCCAUCGUGGGCAGACUUACCUCUGGCAUCCCCUCCUUCUCUGCCCUGCUGCCUAGGAGAAAACGCCACGAAGUCCUGGUUCCCGAGUCAGUCCGGCGCUACAUGAAGGGCCGGCCCGAGUUGCCGGUUCAAGACCCUGGUCAGUCCAGCUUCCUGGGUUACAGUAACCUGCUGCGGAGGCCUAUCCGACCCCCUCCACCCAGAGGGGUGGUGUUUGAGUCCCCCCCUAAGGCCCCCUCCAGAGACUCCAGACCUGGGUCGGUGGUGGACGAAGCCUGGGAGACAGGGUCCAUGGAGCAUCCUCAUCAGGAGGAAGAGAUGGACACUGACUUGGAUGCAGAUAAAGAUGGAGAAGAUUCAGACUGUAUACUGAUGGAUCUGAGUAAAGACCACAGCCCUAACAAAGACACAUGGCCCAACCCCAGCCUGACCAGAGACCCCAGCCUGACCAGAGACCCCAGCCUGACCAGAGACCCCAGCCUGACCAGAGACCCCAGCCUGACCAGAGACCCAAGCCCCAGCCUGACCAGAGAUCCCAGCCUGACCAGAGACCCCAGCCCCAGCCUGACCAGAGACCCCAGCCCCAGCCUGACCAGAGACCCCAACCCCAGCCUGACCAGAGACCCCAGCCUGACCAGAGACCCCAGCCUGACCAGAGACCCCAGCCUGACCAGAGACCCCAGCCUGACCAGAGACCCCAGCCUGACCAGAGACCCCAGCCCCAGCCUGACCAGAGACCCCAGCCCCAGCCUGACCAGAGACCCCAACCCCAGCCUGACCAGAGACCCCAGCCUGACCAGAGACAGAGCCCCAUGGAGCCUGAAUCUGGUCCACAGGGUCUCAGAGAACCUGGAUUUGGAGGAGAGUGUCCCUUUCAGUCAAUUCACCCAGAGUAACUUCACACUCAUGGAGGUCCUGAGAAACACUGCCAUUUCACUGAGGCCCAGAGCUAUGAAUGACUGGACUGGCUCCACCACGCUGGGGGACGGGGACAGGGCUGUCUCUCUGUUGUGCCUAUAUUGGGUGAAUGACAGGACUGGCUCCACCACGCUGGGGGACGGGGACAGGGUACACAGACUCUGCAUGCAUAACUGA
Molecule: messenger RNA, 2090 nt
Organism: Salvelinus namaycush (lake trout)
Lineage: Eukaryota; Metazoa; Chordata; Actinopteri; Salmoniformes; Salmonidae
Gene: dclre1b
Product: DNA cross-link repair 1B
Exons: 7
Coding region: 108-2090 (660 amino acids)
Biological process (GO): protection from non-homologous end joining at telomere; interstrand cross-link repair; double-strand break repair via nonhomologous end joining
Molecular function (GO): damaged DNA binding; 5'-3' DNA exonuclease activity
Source: RefSeq, a predicted model, not a curated record